AUGCUCUUUCAAUUAGCUCACGCAAAUGAGAAUGGUGAUGGAGUAGGAUAUACGAUCAAACACGUCUUUGUAAAGGCUUCAUCUCUCCAUCAUGCUCAUUUAUUUGUUACACUCUUUGGCUAUCGUAUUUCACCCGAAUAUUAUGAUGAUGAUGAAGACUCCUAUGAAUCUAGUGAAGAACAAAUACAAAAUACUCUACAAAAGUAUUCACUCGAAGUACUCGAAAGAAUCAACGAUGAGUGUAGUCAGGGUGAACACUACUGGCAUGCAAUUAAGCCUAUAGAACACAAUGGUAUGCCAUUAGAAUUAGGUGGAACUAAAAUUUUCAAGGUAAUUAUACAAUUCAAACUACCUUGUAUACAACAUUAUGAUAAAGAUCCACAAGCAUAUAGUCUUUACAAAGUUGAACUCAAUAUUGAUAUUUAUCAAUUCAAAGCUAAUGAUUCAACAAACGGAUUAGAAUAUAUCCGUCAGAAUAGUGACACAUUUAAUUUAACAGAUUUUUUCCGAGAAUUACCGAAUGAACUCAAUUGGCAAAUAAUUAAGGAGAUAAGUGAGAAAAAGAUGGAAUGUACAAGUUCGAGUCAUCUUCAUGGAGAAUUCAUUUGCAUGAAAUGUGAAGAAUUACAAUCGCCAAUACCUAUUUUUGAUUCAAAUAUGUAA
Messenger RNA from Rotaria sp. Silwood2, 663 nucleotides. NCBI's taxonomy places the organism in Eukaryota, Metazoa, Rotifera, Eurotatoria, Philodinida, Philodinidae. The record is from the annotation of a GenBank genome assembly.